Messenger RNA from Rubroshorea leprosula, 983 nucleotides. The record is from the annotation of a GenBank genome assembly. Lineage: Eukaryota; Viridiplantae; Streptophyta; Magnoliopsida; Malvales; Dipterocarpaceae.
GUCUACCUACUUCACUUUGAAUGCCGCUUCAUCCCAAACCCCACCAAACCUCCGUUUUCUUGCUUCUCCAUGAUCCAGAAACGAAACCAUCCUUCAUUUUCAUUGACUGCUAUAUUUCUUUCAUGGCUUUGAAUCUCAGGUCUUUUUAUUUGCACCCUUAUCAUCGAUGGAACCACUCAUCUGGGUUGCCCUUUAAUCGCUUUACCGCUUCAAAUAGAGUGCACAACUUGGGUUUUUCUGGGGGUGGGUUUUCACUUGGAAAGACGACGAUAAGGUCCGUCGAAGAUGACAAUCCGGUAAAACCAAAAGCUGCUAAUGAAUUAAGUGGAGCUAUUCCCGAUUCGGAUAAUGAUGUCUCCAGGAAACUAAACAAGGAUUUGAACUCCCUUCCAAGACCAUUAACUGUAGCUGAUUUAUCGGUUGCUUCCAAUGAUGGUUCGAAGGUGCGGAUAUCAUUUAAGGGGGUUUCUGGUUCUUACGCUGAGGAUGCUGCACUCAAAGCCUAUCCGAAUUGUGAAACAGUACCCUGUGAUGAAUUUGAAGAUGCAUUUAAGGCAGUUGAAUUAUGGUUGGCUGAUAAGGCAGUGCUUCCAAUUGAGAAUUCUUCUGGGGGAAGCAUCCAUCGAAACUACGACUUACUGCUUCGGCAUAGGCUUCACAUAGUUGGUGAGGUGCAACUGGCUGUUAGCUUCUGCCUUUUGGCUUUGCCUGGUGUCCAUGCUGAGCAGUUAAAGCGUGUUCUAAGCCAUCCACAGGCACUUGCCCUAAGUGAUAUUUUCCUGAGUCAACUGGAUGUUGUCCGGGAAAGUGUGGAUGACGCAGCCAUUGCCGCCCAGCUUAACAAUGGUUAGCAUGUAGCCUCAAAUAACCUUAGGGAUGCUGGUGUCAUUGCUAGUGCUCGAGCUGCAGAGAUCUAUGGGCUUAACAUACUUGCAGAGAGAAUUCAGGUAUUCUUUGUGCAUGAUGUUUGCAGGUCUCUGGUU